Messenger RNA from Callorhinus ursinus (northern fur seal), 2629 nucleotides. The record is from RefSeq and is a predicted model, not a curated record. NCBI's taxonomy places the organism in Eukaryota, Metazoa, Chordata, Mammalia, Carnivora, Otariidae.
CUCGAGAGCGAGCACGUACCCCCGGGGGCGAGCGCGGCUGGCGGCUCCUUGGCGCGGAGCAGGGGUACUCGGCGAGGGAGUCAUCAAGCUUUGGUGUAUGUGUUGACCAGUUCUGACAUCUCCUUGAAGGAGUGCCGCAUUGAGGAAGAUCAAAACAAGAUUGUUUGCAAAUUUUAGGGAAUGGACCGUUUGGGUUCCUUUAGCAAUGAUCCCUCUGAUAAGCCACCUUGCCGAGGCUGCUCCUCCUACCUCAUGGAGCCUUAUAUCAAGUGUGCUGAAUGUGGGCCACCUCCUUUUUUCCUCUGCUUACAGUGUUUCACUCGAGGAUUUGAGUACAAGAAACAUCAAAGUGAUCAUACCUAUGAGAUCAUGACCUCAGAUUUUCCUGUUCUUGACCCCAGCUGGACUGCUCAAGAAGAAAUGGCCCUUUUAGAAGCUGUGAUGGACUGUGGCUUUGGAAAUUGGCAGGAUGUAGCCAAUCAGAUGUGCACCAAGACCAAGGAAGAGUGUGAGAAGCACUAUAUGAAGCAUUUCAUCAAUAACCCUCUGUUUGCGUCUACCCUGCUGAACCUGAAGCACGCGGAGGAGGCGAAAACUGCUGACACAGCCAUACCAUUUCAGUCUACAGAUGACCCUCCCCGACCUACCUUUGACUCCUUGCUUUCUCGGGACAUGGCAGGAUACAUGCCAGCUCGAGCAGAUUUUAUCGAGGAGUUUGACAAUUACGCAGAAUGGGACUUGAGAGACAUCGAUUUUGUUGAAGAUGACUCGGACAUUUUACAUGCUCUGAAGAUGGCUGUAGUAGAUAUCUAUCAUUCCAGGUUAAAGGAGAGACAAAGACGAAAAAAAAUUAUAAGAGACCAUGGAUUAAUCAACCUGAGAAAGUUUCAGUUAAUGGAACGGCGGUAUCCCAAGGAAGUCCAAGACCUUUACGAAACAAUGAGGCGAUUUGCAAGGAUAGUGGGGCCAAUGGAGCACGACAAGUUCAUUGAAAGCCACGCACUGGAAUUUGAACUCCGAAGGGAAAUCAAGAGGCUCCAGGAAUACAGGACAGCAGGCAUUACCAAUUUUUGUAGUGCCAGAACCUAUGACCACCUCAAGAAGACGCGAGAGGAGGAGCGCCUUAAACGCACCAUGCUCUCGGAAGUCCUACAGUACAUCCAGGACAGCAGUGCUUGCCAUCAGUGGCUCCGGCGGCAGGCUGACAUUGAUUCUGGCCUGAGCCCUUCUAUUCCGAUGACUUCAAAUUCAGGGGAUCAAUUAAAGGAUUUGUAUCCUGAGCAGAAACGCAAGGAUUUCUUUAUAAGUUGGAGACUUGAGGUAUUUCUGUUUGUUAUCUUUAUCUCUUUGGGUAUGUCCUCUAUUUUGAGGUUAGUUUUCAGAGCAAGCUUAAAGCCAGAUGUUAUCUGGUAAUCCGUACUUUGGGGUGGUAUGAUUUCUAGAGCUCUGAUCCAAAAUUGUAGUGUUGUGGUUUUUUUUGCCAGUUCUCUUGGUUAUUAUUCACCCCUGCUCCAUAUGCUAUAUUAGCCACUUUCCUGUAUCAGAACAUACAGACCACUCCCCUGUAGAGACAGGACUAGUGAAAAAGAUGACCCAGUUGCAGUUUUACCAUUCUUUGGAAGCUUGAAACAAUAGACCUUGUGAUCCCAUUUAAAAUCUCUCAGAUUCAGGAUCUAGACAGGGCUCAGAGAUGGUUACUCUAGGGAUAUUUUUUAAAAAAUUGAUUCCUUUGUUUCAGGUGAUUAUUUCUUAAUACUUAAAAGAGAAAAGAGAGUCUUUUAGAGAGUAGUCACGACAGAUAAAUCCAAAUUUUAUUUUACAAAUUUCUUACUUCUAACCCUGCCCCCCGAAUCUAAAUACAGAAAUACAAAUAAGAAAAAUACAAUUUUUAUGAUAAUUAAUAAUUUGGUGUUUGCAUUUUUGGAACCAUCCGUACUCAUUUAUUCUUUGUUGCUUCCUAGGCUGGUGUUAGCCUUUCUCACCCCCUGUAUUUAGGUUGAGGAGACCCCUUGUUCCUCUUCAUGCUCUCCGUUGCUCCUAAGGCAGUACAAAGUAGAAAGCCUGGAUCAUUAAUUACAACCUAGCCUCUGGUAACUUUGGUGAGGUACCAGAUGAUUUUAGUCUCCCUUUUUGAGCACUUAGGGGAAGGCUAGCCCUACUGGUUAUGGAGAAGCUUUUAUUCCCUUGUUGAUACUACAGAGAAGCCUGUUUUCUCUCAGAGCAGCCUGUAACACUCCCUCCCUAUUUCUCUCCACCUCCUUAAAGGCAGCCCCCAUAAAACUUGGUUAAUACAUUAUUCUACAUUUUCUUUUGCCUAACUCAGCCCACCUAUCUCCCACCUGAACACUAACCCAAAUAUAUAUUCAAAACAAAAGCAAAAAAUUUUACACAUGAAACUUACCAUCCUGGGCAGUGACCUCAUACUUGGGUUUCUCUCUCAGUAUGUGAGUUCACCUCAGCUUCUGGUUGCCAUAUAAUGGCUCAUUGUUCCUCUGUGUGGAUCUUUCAGGUAAACAGGGCUUCUUUGGAAGGAACAGAUAUUCCCUCACAUAAUAAAUAAGAAAGGCCUUUUGCUGGCCUAACAGUCUGCCUUUGAUCCAAAAGCAAAUGGUACUUGGUUAAUUACCGU